AUGGCCGCCACUCGCUCCGUCGACCUCGCCCCCGUCCCCGGCUUCUGCGUCAAGUCGACCGCGUCGAAAGAGGUCUCGCUCGCCGUCGCCGUCGCGCCCGGUGCGCUCACACAACCGCUGAGGAUCCCGGCGGGGCUGAAGGUGUUCGUGAACGUGGGAUGGGACGCGAACGUGCCGGGGCCGACGGAGGAGACGGUGGACGGGAUAGAACGCGCGGUGUCGUCCAACGCCGCAAUUUCGCCCGCCAGCGCCGCGUCGUGGUUUGUCCCGCUCGUCAUCUCCGACCCCCGCCCGGACACCGACAAGGCCGGAAAACCUUCGGUCGUGCUGGACGCGAUCUUCAACAGCUCGCUGAAGUCGCGCGCGCUCCGCUCGCCCGAGCUCAAGACGUAUCUCAUCGAGCUCGCGUUCGAGCAGAUCGAGGCGCAGCACGGACUCCUGCUCUCGCGCCAGAUCGGGACCCCGAACAUCGCGUCCAAGGGCAAGCUCUGGCCACGUGCCGCCCUCGUCCCCACCGCGCCGGGCGCGCUGGUCGAAGAGCUGCCUCCGCCGACGGUGCCAGCUCUCGAGUGGGCGACGACGGCCGAGGGAGGAGUGUCGAUUGCCCUGUCCGUGCCCCACCUCACCCGCGCCGCGAUCCCGGCCACGACCGUCGACCUCGAGCCCCGCCGCCUCCUCUUCGCCACCCCCGCCCUCCCCGGCUCCCCCGCCCCCGCCGGCUACGCCCUCGACCUCGACCUCGACUUGCCCGACCCCGACCUGCUCGCCCGAUUCCCUGCCAGUGGGCAGCAGGCCCUCGCCCUCAAGCACCAGCGUCCCUUCGCCGUCGACGCCGCCCGCGCAGAGUGGCGCGUCGCCGACCGCACCUUUGUCCUCUACGCAUGA
Epithele typhae is the source of this 885-nucleotide messenger RNA. Its product is annotated as pre-RNA processing PIH1/Nop17-domain-containing protein. Gene Ontology annotation, cellular component: cytoplasm. The coding region runs from base 1 to 885 and encodes 294 amino acids. The record is from RefSeq and is a predicted model, not a curated record. The transcript has 4 exons. NCBI's taxonomy places the organism in Eukaryota, Fungi, Basidiomycota, Agaricomycetes, Polyporales, Epitheliaceae.